GUGCCUUCCCUCGCGGCAUCAAGUGUGAGUUCCUCAAAAUUGGGGAUAUCCUUGCUCAUAUCUGAAAUCACCAUAUAUCCGAGCGGAAAAGCGCGCGCAAAAAAUGUGAGGUUAAUUUGGCGGGAAUGAAAAUAAUUCCAACAGUAGGACAAAAAAAAAGUGAUGGACCCACUGAGGAUAAUUGAUUCCCUCCAUUUGGAGAAAUUGCCUGAGGCUUGGGUGUCGUCCAUUUGGGACGGCCAGUUCCUGAUCCUGGAGCGCCUCCCCGAGGAUUACCGCCUCCAGGUUGAGGACCUGGACGGUAUUCUUGGGGAAGUGAUAAAAGUCCUGAAGACAUCGAUGAGGAAAACCAGACGGGAUGACCCGGAGGAUUCCCAGGAGGCGGUGGUCUCGUGGCAGACGUUCACCGCCAAGAAGGUGAACGCUCGUUCCCUCCUGGCAGUGCUCGGGUGCCUCAUGAAAAUCGGUCAUAAUCAGGAUAACGAGGAUGCACGUCAGUCGUGUCUCCUGGGGACGAGCCUCUACUUGACUUUGUUGGCCAUCCCCGGGAGUUCGGUAUACGAGAUCUUCCACGAAAAUCUUUUCCAGCUCGCUUUGGAUACACUGAGACUCUCGGAGGCACUGGUCACCCCAACGAAGAGGUCGAAGACGCCCCAGGAGUUGGAGGAGCUCUACGAGGAGGAUGAUCACACGACGGGCCUGAGCCACACGCAAAAGCACAAUCUCAUGAUGAGUUUGAAUACCAUCAUGUACGAGAUGAUCGUCUUCCUCGAGGAGUUCAACCUCCUGGACAUCCCGCGCUCCCUUGAGGCGGUGAUCGGUGCAUUGAUCGAUGUGACGAAACUGGGAGGUGAUGGAACAGUCCAGACCCCGAAGAAAAAUGCCCCACCAUCGGCGUCCCUCGCCACCCUGACCCACAACGCGUACGCAGCGCUCAAGGCCACCUGCCAUCCGCGUCACGGCCCCAUCCCCAUCACCAUUAAGCUUAUCAUCAAGAAGAUCUUGACAUUUAUGACGCAGAACUGCUAUAACGAUCUCAAUACCAAAAAUCUGGCCAACGUCCGGAAAACGACGAUCCACUUCCUGUCGACGCUCGUUGAGCCCCACCAAGAGGCGACGGAGGCCGGAAUCCUGAUCUUGGUGAAUCAGAUAAUGAUUCACUGCUCGAAGAUCGCGGAUGAUCGCCGGAAGGAGGUGGCCAUGAUAAUUGAUCUCAUCAGGAUCCUGAAGACGAGGCAGUCGAUGGACGCCAUCGGCAGGGAUUUCCUGAGGUUCUCUCACAGUAGCAAGAUAACUUGGAGAAUAUUCGCCCAGGAGAUUAUCAAUAGAUACUUGAAGGUGUGGGAGGACCUGGGGACCAUGGAGGGUCGAAACCUGAGGAAAAUUCUGUUGGGGGCGGUUCUGUGUCACUGCAACGACGCGUCGAGUCUCGUUCGGGCGAAAUGCAUGUCUACCCUCUCAGAAUACACGGAGGUUCCGGGGAACCUCUUCGUCGGGGAGUUAUUUACGAAAGAGGAGGACGGAGCAGUUCCCUCUGUAGAGGACCUUGAGGAGGCGGUGACCAACCUCUCGGAGGAUCUGGACAUCCUGCCGGGCGUUGACGCCAUGAUCUCGAUGUUAAAGGAGCGAGUCGAGGACGAAAGAGCGGCCGUUCGCAUUUCGGUGAUUCAGAUUUUCUAUAAUUCCGUGAAAAUUAAUGAGAAUAUCCUGACGAAUGUCAUCGACAUCAUCUCCGCGCAUUGCCGGGACCCCACAUUAACCGUCCGUAUACGGGCGAUUCAAAUCCUGACGUCUCUCUUCGAAUUAUUCCCUCAACACGAGACCUUCUGCACCACCUGGACGAAAUCGGUGGUACCCCAGGUGUUCGAUGUCGAAGUAAACGUGCAGGUGGAGUCCUUGAAGGCACUAGAGUCCCUCACCCUCAAGAAGAUAUCUCUCCCAGAUGAAAACAAAGAUCUGCCCUGGAGAGUCAUUGGAGAACUCACCAGGAGCAAGAUGAGGAAGCAUCUGGCGAAGGCCUGCGAUGCGUGGACAGAGACCGGAAAUCUGACAGACCCCAUCCUCAGGAAAAUCCAGUCUGAGAUCGACUCGGAGCACAACAUCGAGGCAUGGAUACUCCUCUCCGCCAUUUCCCAGUGUCGAAUCAUCCCGGAUAUGCAGCACCAUUUCAAGAGGUACGAGGAUUUCUUCGAGGCGGACGACUUUCUGGAGCCCGUCUUCGAGGUCCUCAGAAGCUGCUGCACGAGCUUCGACCGAGAUUUCCUGAAGAAGAUGCACGAAGUCUUUUUGAAACACCUGGAGGACUUCCGUAUCAAUGAAAGAUUGAUCAAUAUAUCCCUGGAUAUUGUUCACCAGAUCUCGACAUGCCUGAUGUUGAACCAGGAGAUCGUCGAGUCCUUCGAGGGGAGGAUGGGGCACCUCGUGGCCUCCGCCGAGAGGAUUAUCUCCUCGAUGAUCACCCACGAAGUCUCCGAAACCACCUGCAUCAGAGCGAUCUACACUCUGGGUCACGCCUCGCUCCUCUGCUCAGUGGAAAUUUCUGUUCCAGUUUUGCGAAUUCUUCAGGGUCUCCUCAUUUCUCAGGAGACGAUCCCCAUGUGGUUUUCGGACUCCAAGCGACUCCAAGCCUGUGCAAUUGUCGCCCUGGGCCAGCAGUCGAUGCGCAAGGAGUCGAUCGCCCACGAGAUGAUGACAAUUUUCGCUCAAUUGUUGUGCACCAGGUCCUCGGCCCAGGCCUCCGAGGACGCAUCGAUCCGUGUCAACGCCGCUAAAGCCCUGGCCGACGUCGCAACGAGAUUCACUGCCCUCGUCGAGCCUCACCUCCCCGAUAUCUGCGUCUCCAUGAAAGACAGCAACCCCAUCGUCCGUGAGGCAAUCGUCGUCAUCUUCAUUCAACUCCUCGUCGAGGACUACAUCAAGGUCAAGGGUUCUUUCUUCUUCCACAUCCUCACGAUGCUGACGGACCCGGAGGCCACCAUCCGCGAGAUGACCGUCUUUCUCAUCAAAGAGCGGCUCCUCAUGAAGAACAAGGACCUCAUCUCCCAACAGUUCCUGGAGGCAAUCUACCACUACAACGACUUCGAGAUGAACAAUAAAUUCAACAAGCGAUGCAUGAGAGAUCACGAGAAGAUGGCCCUGCUCCUCAAGGGUGAGGAUAACGCUGCGAACCGGAGGCUCAUUUAUGACUUCCUUUUGGAAAACCUCGACGUAGCGGGCAAAUCAAAAUUGCACCAGGUCCUGACGACCCAAAUCUUCAAUAAUUUCCUCAGUGGAAGCGUCAAGGUCACCCAGGAUGAGGCCCUCUGGGUGCUGAAGGACACUCUCUACGUAAUCGCGAGUGACCACCUCCAGGUGGGCAGCGGGGGACGAUCCCAGGGCGAAGACGAGGACGAGACAGAGGGUAAGGUCAGCAAUUCGACGAAUGUUCAUCUGGAGAAGAUGAAGAAGCAUAGGCUCUUGGUUCUGCUCCCGAAGAUGGCGGAGCUGAGGCGGAAGGUGACCAAGUCCGAGGUGGAGGCCGACGUCGGCAGAGCUUUUGCGAAAAUCUCUGCAGAGUUCGGGAAGGAUCAGCUGACUGGACUAUUCGUCGAGUUUCCGUGGAUUGAGGAGGAGAUCGAGCGUAAUGGCAGAUUGUAUGGAAAAAAAGUGCCUGUGGAGGAGGAGAAUAAUGACUCCUCUCAACCAAUUGAAGAAUUGACGCAAGUUAACCAGAGGCAUCCACUCCUGAGCAAUAGAACCCCAAGAAUCAUUCUGAGAAGACUCUCAUCACUGACUUAUCCAGGUCUCCAUUAUGGCCCGAAGGCUAAUGAGGGGUCCAUCAACAGAACUUUUUCAACUCCAGUAGUUGUCUUGAGUGAUUGCGUGCGGGAUCUUAAUUUAAUUGACAAACCCAAGGCCACGAGACGAUGAUGUACACACGUCAUACUUACAAUAAAAUUUUUAUACAACAAUUUGUUUAUCUCGAGAAGGACUCGAGCAGGAAAAAAAUGUUACUAAAAUUUUUUGGAGGAAAUUUAA
Molecule: messenger RNA, 4017 nt
Organism: Fopius arisanus
Lineage: Eukaryota; Metazoa; Arthropoda; Insecta; Hymenoptera; Braconidae
Gene: Cap-D3
Product: Chromosome associated protein D3
Exons: 3
Coding region: 163-3909 (1248 amino acids)
Biological process (GO): meiotic chromosome condensation; mitotic chromosome condensation
Cellular component (GO): condensed chromosome, centromeric region; condensin complex
Molecular function (GO): histone binding
Source: RefSeq, a predicted model, not a curated record